Molecule: messenger RNA, 5666 nt
Organism: Plodia interpunctella (Indianmeal moth)
Lineage: Eukaryota; Metazoa; Arthropoda; Insecta; Lepidoptera; Pyralidae
Gene: Pkcdelta
Exons: 10
Coding region: 64-4626 (1520 amino acids)
Biological process (GO): intracellular signal transduction; peptidyl-serine phosphorylation
Molecular function (GO): ATP binding; protein serine/threonine kinase activity
Source: RefSeq, a predicted model, not a curated record
GCGCACCUGCGCCGGCGGCAGUCUGCGCGCAGCCGGCCGCCUGCGCACGCGUCGCGCGGCACCAUGCCUCUCUACUCCGAACACAUCGCGAACAUGUACUAUGGCGGGUCACCGACCUACACCAGUGGCUCCUACGGAUACAGUGGAAGCUCCUCUUUAGGAACCUCGUACAGUGCUCCUUAUCUUAACUCUGGAUCUAACUACAGCACCCACUCAUCCCUGGGAGGAUACUCCCGCGCACCGUUAACUACCAGAUGGAUCACCAGCUCAGGACGAAGCUACUCUCCCAUGCUUAGCACCAUUUCGGAGAGAUCAACAUCGAGUCCGGUAAGGAUAAAUAGUCCUAGGAGAAUCCCUCUAAUGAAGAGAUCGUAUGGAACUCCAACUUAUACUCCGCGUCCUAUAAAUAUAAAUACUGCAGAUAUAGAUGUGUCUAGAGACAAGUAUUAUCAUAGAAGAAAAAGUCCAUCGCCUGUUAGUCCCAAAACUUCACCAUUGAGGGAAACCAUUGAUAAAGAACCCUCACCCCCAAAAGACGCAAUUGAUAAAGAUAGUGGUCCUUUUAUGCCCCGUAUAGACGGUAAACCAGAAACUGGUAUUGACUCCUCGCCUGGUAAGCAAAGAAGUACUAUAAAGAGAGGAAGAACAGUCGUUAGGCUACACACAAUAAAGAGAAAAGAUAGAGAUUCACCCCGUAAACCGACCGAUGAUAAUGUUGAAACUGACCAAGAUAAUGCUACAAACCCAGAUGAUACUAAUACUCAAAAGACAGAUUCCAUGAAGUGGAGAGAUAAGCUUGCUGAUGAUCUCGUUUAUAAUGACAAAAGAGAAAAGAAAAGUUUAGGAACCAAACUAGCAGAAAAGUUUUUGGUUAAGGAAAAAGAUAAUGAUGAAGUGCCACCUCGAAAAUGGGAGACUCAACAGAAUGUCGAAAAUGUACCUACUUCAGAAAUUUGUGAGGUAAAGCCUAGUAAAUUUCCAGAUAGAAGAUGUUCAAUGGAACUUCUAGCAGAACAGGCAAAUUUGUUAGAUUCUUUAAUAAAAAGUGAAAAUCUUAGUACAGCCACUUUAGAUUUAACAAAGAUAGGAGUAGAAGAACCUCACACAAGUUUAGAUACUUAUCAGUCAAUUAAGCGUCGAAAAUCUAAUCCUUUAAAGGCUACAAAAUCAGAUAACUCCUUGCAUGACAGUCUAAAGUCUUUUAAAGACCAAAAACAACUCUCGAAACGGCGAAGUUUGAAAAAAUCUUUAUCAGGAGGUAGCAUUUGCAGACUGGAUUCAAUUACAGAAAUGCCAAAAGAACCAAUUUCAGCAAAUUUGCCCCCAAUUGAAGAAAUCGAAAAGAGACUGUCUGUAAAAUAUGUAAAAAGUGCACAACAAAAAGUAAAACCUAAAACCAUACCUAAAAUUACCUCAUCUGUAGAAGUUACUGCACCUGUUAGUCCACUUAAAUUCAAAAUAGAAAAUUUAACAGUCGAAGAAAUACCUCGUAUUCCCAAAAAGGAAAUAACAUACAGUAGUACGGUGAUUGAAAAUGAUAAAAUAAACGAAAUUGAACCCAGAAUAGAUACAAAAGAUGAAAAAAUGUUUGAUUUUGAGCCCCGACAAAAAAGCAUAAAGCAUAAAAGCAUUCCUUCACCAGAACCUGAAGAUGGUAAUUUUUGGGACAAAAUUGGAAAACGUGAAACUGUAUACUUAUUGAAGAGAAAACAAAACCUAGAAGAAACUAAAGAAAAACAAAGGCGUGCACUAUUUUGGUUUCCAGAAGAAGAAGAUGACGAAACUAAUAAUGAUUCAGAUAGUGUUUCAAAGCAACAACGAUCUAUGACUAUGUCUUACAAACCGCAAGAUAAAAAUGAUAGCAUAUAUCAAGAAUAUGCUGAUGUCAUAACAGUGCCUAAAGAAAUACAUAAAAUACAUAAAUUAGUUACAAAUACUUGUUCACAACCACAAACAGCACAAAAAUCAUUAAACGACGAAGGAUUAAAGGAAAACAAGGAAAAAAAUCUAUUGAAGUCUCCUGCAGAUAUUUUACCUAGCAUAAACAACACCACUGAUGUCUCGAAAGAGAUACUUGCGCAUCAAAGCGUGAAUGCUAAUGUUGCUGAAGGGGGAAAUGAAGAAAAUAAUUCAAAGCCAGUUCCUAGCACUUCGACAAAAGCAGACAUAUCAAUAAAAAAUAUGUCAUUUGAAGUGCUAGAAAAACAAGAACAUAAAAGUGAUCUAGCAACUAAUACACAGUCACAGAAUAAAGUUAUAAGUCAAGAAGUAUUAAAUGAUCAAAACAAUAAAGCGCUUAGCAUACAUAAUAAAACAAAGGAAUCUCAAUAUGGAUCGAGUGGCCUAGAAAAAUCUGAGUGUCCUAAUAAAAACAACAAAAUAGAACUGGAUAAAACACCACCAGAUAUUCAUAAGGAUGCUAUAGGGCAUAGAGAUGAAAAAUCUUCUAAAUCGAAUUAUAUAGAUAUAAAAACUGAAAAUAUAGAAAACAAAAAAGAAAAUUGUUUGAUCAAGAAAAAAAUAUCUCAGUCCGAUAAAAAAGAUGGGGUUACAAAGAAAAGUAGUACAAAUGAUAAAAAGAGCAAUUCGGAAAAGAAAGACAAUUCAAAAAAGGGACGCGAGGACACUGAAUUAAAAACUAAAUUAUCAAAUGAAAAUGACAUAACAAAGUCAAACAAUACCGAUAAAAUAAAAUUAGAUAACAUUCCAACUCAAGAAAAUAUCCAUAAUAUUGAAAUAAAAAAGGCAGGAGAGGAUAAUAAGGCUGAAGCUAAUUCUGAAACACAUACACAAAAAUCUAUAAAAUCAUUAAAGGAUCAAGAUAGCAAACAUGUCGAAAUAGAGUGUGAUAAAGAAAAUAAAAAAGAUGACGUAUUAUCAGACACUACAAUCAUUGAAAAAGUGCAAGAAAUAAAACACGAUUCUGAAGUAAAAGUACAAUGUAAUGAACAAGAGAGUGGAAUAUCGACAGCACAAGAAAGUCUCGGCGUAGAAUUGAAAAAUGAUGAAGACAUCAAGCGACCAUCACCAAAAGAUAUAAUAAAACUGCCAACGGCUCCUGUGGUUAAGAGACCCGUCAAGGAUGAACCUGCUUUACGGCCUCUCAUAGCGACGCCGCGUCCUCUACAAAAGAGAACACCUCAAGUUAUACAUUCUUCCAGUUCUUCCGAUACGUCUUCGGAAGAGGAAGACUCAUCUGAAGAAGAGGAAGAGGAAGACUCCGAUUCGAGUGAAGGAUCGGCUGAAUUCUUUGAAUGUGAAACUAUAACUGAUGGUAGAACAUCAACUGGCUCCAACGAUUCCGGCUUUGAUUCUUCUGCGCCAACUUCUCCCGCAGGAUUUGUCCAGAUAAAAAAAGACUGUGAUGUAAACUGCCAUCGGAAAUGCGAAAAAUUGACUGCAAAUUUAUGCGGUGUGAACCAGCGUCUCUUGGUAGAAGCAUUGGCGACACGGACAUCGUCCAGAAGAGGUGCUGACAGCCCUGGGCCUUCCACGCCACCUGCCAAGAGUGACACGUCCGAUAUCUCGGAAAGGGAGCUUGAGCAAUCCACGGCGUAUGGCAUCUUCAGGAAGACUGGUAGAUUCACCCCGCCGGCCAGGUCCAUACCUCGCUUCAGGAAGUACACUGUGGAAGACUUCCAGUUCAUAAAGGUGCUGGGCAAAGGCAGCUUCGGCAAGGUUUUACUUGCUGAGUUGAAAGACACAGAGUACUACUACGCUGUGAAGUGUCUGAAGAAGGACGUGGUGCUGGAGGAUGAUGACGUGGAGUGCACUCUCAUCGAGAGGAAGGUGCUGGCACUUGGCACCAACCAUCCCUACUUGUGCCAUCUGUUCGCUACCUUCCAGACUGACUCACAUUUGUUCUUCGUGAUGGAGUACCUGAACGGCGGCGACUUGAUGUUCCACAUUCAGCAGAGCGGGCGCUUCCCGGAGGCGCGCGCGAGGUUCUACGCCGCGGAGAUCGUCUCCGGACUCAAGUUCUUGCACAAGAGAGGCAUUGUGUACAGAGACUUGAAGCUAGACAACAUUCUACUGGACUUCGACGGACACGUGCGCAUCGCGGACUUCGGCAUGUGUAAGCUACAGAUCUACCUCGACAAGACUGCAGACACCUUCUGCGGCACCCCCGAUUAUAUGGCUCCUGAGAUAAUCAAAGGUCUGAAGUAUAAUCAGACAGUGGACUGGUGGUCGUUCGGCGUGCUGCUUUACGAGAUGCUGAUCGGACAGAGCCCCUUCAGCGGCUGCGACGAGGACGAGCUGUUCUGGUCCAUCUGCAACGAGAUGCCGUCCUACCCGCGCUUCCUGUCUCAGCAAGCACUGACCAUACUCACUAGGUUGUUGGACAAGGACGCGAAGUCCCGACUGGGCGGCGUGGAGUGCGUGCACGGGGACGUGCGCGAGCAGACGUUCUUCCAGCCCGUGGCCUGGGAGCGCCUCGAGCGCCGCGAGCUGGAGGCGCCCUUCAAGCCGCGCGUGAGACACCCUCUAGACACGCAGUACUUCGACCGCGCAUUCACGGGUGAAAGACCGCGGCUCACAGCUGUGGAGCCCCAAGUCCUACGCUCCAUGGACCAGGGGCCGUUCCGGGGCUUCUCAUACACCAACCCUAACGCCACCGACCGAUAGGGCACCAGACCCUACAGAUAUGUACACGGCUUCAAAUCUGAUCCAUCGUGAUGCCACGAUGUCAAAAUCGGUUGAGUAGGUCGACCAGUGCACAAUUAUUAUUGUGAGCCUGUUGGUCGAAACGUGGGAAGACCAAGGUUCGAAAUUUCCAAAUUAUCUAUAUUAUUAUAAUAUAGUAAUAGUCUCUGGGCUAAUGGGUUAAUGGAAAUAUUGAAAUCCUAAAAUUUUGUAACUAUCCUUGUAAUUUCCCCACCACUUGUUAGAAGAAACAUAAAGCAACAUUAAAAUGGUGAAAAAAAAUUGUAGAACUAUUAAGAUUUUAUUGAAUUAUGAAUAGGUAUAUUCUAUUCAUUUUUGUUGAAACUUUGAAGGAGUCGUUGAAAACUUUCAACCAUUAGUUAUUUCAAUACUAGUCACUCGCUUUAAAUACACAUGUAUUCACCCUAAAUAUAAAGGUACAAAAUUAACCAGACAAUAGUAAAUAAAAAUAAGUUGUCUAUUGCUAAAUAUAGAUCCAGAAAAUCUAAAAAUUUACAAGGAAUUAAAUUCCUAAAUUUCAGAUGUACCUGUAUAUAUACGUAUACCUAUUCAAAUAUACCUACAUAUUUUCAAACAUAUCUAUUGCAACGUCGGGGUUUAAAAGCGGAACAAAACAUAAAGAUACCAUUAAAAUUUGGCACUCAACCAAUACUAUCAAGAUUUAGCUAAAUAUAGUGUUGGAUUUGUAACAAACAUGUUGCCAAAACAUCAAAUAUAUUGCUAAAAUAAAAUAAAGAAAAUAGUAUUUUCAUUUUUAUUUAUUUUCAAUUUUGUUCUCGCAUGUAUUAAAAUGACAUUAGUUAUUCUUUAUGUAUUUAAUUAGAUAUUCUCAUCCUAAACAAAAGGUGUGAAUUCCAUUUAAUAUACAUUUAUAAUACAUACAAAUAAUAUAAUGUUUAUUGCAUAUUGCAGUAGUUAAAAUGUCGCUCUUGCAUAUCAUAGUUACAAUCUAGAUGUAAGAUGUCUGUAUAAUGUUUGUUAUAAAUAAAUGGACGACAGAA